CUUCAGAUAUAGAAUUGGGAUCGCCACAGUAGUUCCCGCGAUGGAUUCCCACAAAUCUCUCUGGUCUUCGGACACACUCAGUGGUCUGUGGCCUGUGGACCAGGAGGAAGACGCUUAUGAAGUGGAAUCGCUCAUACCGCUUCCCGAGCCGUACCCGUUCACAUGGAAAUUAAACGAUCUGAAUGCCAUAGUGGUGAAUACCUCCAUCUGUCAUAUCAACCACAAAAAAAAUGGCCACUUGUUGAAAGUAGUCUCCAAAAUUUCCUUACCCACCCCGCCAUACACUCUUGAGCAUGUCAAGGCAGCACAAACGGAACUGGUGCGGGAAUCCAUCAAGAGGAAACAGGAGACUAGUGACCUGCUCCGAUGCCAGGAGGAGCUUCAAGAUAGACUCAACGAGGAGGCCAAAGCUAGAGAACACUUGGCUCUGGAACUGAGCAAAGCUGAAGGCCUCCUCGAUGGGUACACAGACGAGAGAGUCUUUCUUGAAAAGCAGAUGCAGGAGAAAAAUGAUCUUAUCCGGCAUCUGGAGCAGGAGCUGCAGAGUACAGGUAACAGAUUGCAGGAACUGGAGCAGGAGCGGGAUCAAAUGCAGGAGGAGAAAGAGCUGCUGUCCCGCCAGAAACUCGCUCUGAAGGCCAGUGCAGCACCCGCCGAACAACGCUUAGUAGAAGCUGCAGUCGUUGCAGCUCCCAAAGAAGAACUCUUAGAAGAGACUGAGAAGCUGUUGAAGGAGAGGAUUGAGGUUCAGCGUCAAGCUGAGAAGGACUCUGGAGACCUUCACAAGCAAGUGAAAGUGUUGGAGGUGGAGCUUGAGGAACAGGUCAGCCGUAACAUGGAGAUGGAACAAGAAAAGAACACCAUUCUGGAAGACCUGCGUCAGAAGAACCUUUCCCUGGAGAAACAGCUGGAGAAGACCCGCAGGUUCUUAGAUGAACAGGCAGUUGAUCGGGAACACGAACGAGAUGUGUUUCAACAGGAAAUCCAACAGCUGGAGCAGCAGCUGAAAAUGCCACAAAGACAUCAACCUGUCAAUGACCAUCAGAGUAAUGAGGUGGAAAAGCUGGAGAGUCACCUGAAAGAAAAGACCGACAAGUGCAGCGAACUGCUGUUGUGUAAGGAGCAGUUCCAGCGGGAUGUUCAGGAGAGGAAUGAGGAGAUAGAGAAGCUCGAGUGCCGGAUACGAGAGCUGGAGCAGGCUCUGCUCAUCAGUGCUGACUCUCUGCAAAAGGUGGAGGACAGAAGACCUUCUUUUGCUGGGGCCAAAGGAGAAAUGCCUCUUGAAGCUCAGCUCCAGGUGGAAAGAGAGGCCAUAGACAGAAAAGAGAAGGAGGUCACCAACCUGGUGGAGCAAUUAGAACAGUUCAGGGAAGAGCUGGAGAAUAAAAAUGAGGAGGUGCAGCAGCUACACAUGCAGCUGGAGAUCCAGAGGAAGGAGUCUGCCACCCGUCUCCAAGAACUGGAACAAGAAAAUAAAGUUUUAAAAGAUGAACUUGAAAUUGCACCGCCUGAUGAGAGUUCAUCAACCGCUGGGACUACUUUUAGACAAGGAAAAAUGGAUGAUCUGUUAGUCUCUAAAGACCAGGAAAUCUUGCUUCUUAAUGAGCAGAUUAGAAAACUGCAAGCACAUCUUGAAGCUGCAACUGACAAGGUGAUUGAGGAAAAGAAUGAACAAAUGAAACAAUACAAGAGCCAAAUAAAGUGCUUGAAAAGCGACCAGGAACGUCUUAAAAAGAACAGUGAGGAAGAGAUUGAAAAACUAAAUGAAGUCAUCGAGAAACUUCAAGAAGAAUUGUCUCACAUAGAGCAGAAAGUAACUGUGAGCUUCACUGGCAUGUCUGAGAUCACUGAAGGCAGCACAUACCAGCCUGCAGUUUUUCCACCACUGGCAGGAUGUGCUGAUGCCAAUGUAGACAACAUGGUGUUAGAUCAUAAGAAACUUGAAAGGGAGCAACAGGUUUCCACAACUUUUUCGCAAGUAGCUCCAAGUUCCAUGCAGGACAUGGAAUCUAGUCUGCAACAACUCCGGGAAACCGUUCAAGAAAAAGAUCUAAAUCUGAAACAGUAUUAUGAACAGGUUAUGACACUGAAAGAAGAGACCAAAGUAUUGAGUGAGACUGUGGAGAGACUAAAACUAGAAUUGACAGAGAAAGACCAGAAUGUAAAUGAUACUGAAAUUUCCAAGAACCUUCCCGGUCCUAUAAGCCUAGAAACAUCGGCACAACCUCCUGCAGGUAGCAAGGAUGAGACUUUGAACAGUGAAUUGGAAGCAACCAAAGCAGAGCUAAAACAGGUCAAUGAAGAACUGGAAAAACUGAGAACAUCUUCGGAAAACACCAUAAUUAAUGAGUUAGCUGCCACCACAUCAAAAGAGGAGAUUGAUAUAAAUUAUAAAGCCAGUAUUGAGAAUCUGACUGAAGCUUUGAGAGAGAAAACUGCUCAGCACUUGGCCAUUGAAGCUUUGCUAGUGUCAGUGCAAGAGACUUCAGAGAAUACAAUUUCUAAUCUGCAGCACCAGUUGCACGAUCUUCAGAAAUCCAUUCAAGAGAAGGAAUCCCAGCUACAGGACCUAGGAAACGAUGCUCAGUUCCUUGAAAACCAGGAGAUACAGCGACUGAAUGAGGUAAUCAAAAGUUUGCAGCUGGAUAUGAUAAUGGUAGAAGAGAAGAUUUCAGAAGAAAUUAAGAAUACAACAAAGGCUGGAGAGAAUGAAACAACUCAAAAUGAAAUGUCUCUUGCAAAUGCAACAUCAUUGCAGCGGACAAUGGAAUCCGAUGAUGAAAAGGCAGCGCUGUCAAAAGAAGUUGAGGAUGCUAAGAAGGAGCUGAUGCUUCUGAAAGAAGAGCUUAAGCAUCUAAGAGAGUCUCAAAAACAGAGUGACAUGACUGGGGAAGAUGGUAGUAGACACUCAGACCAUGGUGUCAUUGAUCUAGAAAGAUCCGCACCUGAAAAUAAAGUACAAGCAGAAGCAGGCAUAGAAAAGACAUCUGAAGUAAAUGUGGAGUCACAGCUUCAAGAACUGAAGGAAGUUAUAAAGCAGAAAGAUUCAGAGUUGCUGCAGUAUGUGAACCAAAAAGAUGUGCUUGAUGACCAAGCACAGAAAAUAGAACAAUUAAAUGAAGAGAUCAGAAAACUUAAGCAGGAUUUGACAGAAGCAAGUUCUGAUCUCAUGAAAAAUGUCACAACAGAUUCAGUAAUUUCUAAAGAGAUGUUGGAAAACAAAGAAAGUGCUGAGCUGGAUCGAGCAAAGGCAGAACUUGCAGAAAAAGAAAUGGAACUUGCUGUUUUAGUGGAAGAAGUGACAAGACUGCAGAUGGCCCAAAAACAUGAUGCAGUGACCGUUAAAAGUGCCUCCACACAGGCUGAUGUUGCCAAAGCAGAACUGGCUGAUCUAGAGCAAGCUUUGAAGGAAAAGGCAGCAGAACUCUUACAAAGUCAAAAGUUGAAUGUAUCUUUGCAAGAAACUACUCAGGCUACUAUUCAUAAGAUGGAGAUGCAGUUACAAGAACUUCAAAAACUUGUUGAGCAAAAGGAUUUAGAAUUACAGCAAUAUGUUCAGCUAAAAGACCUGUACAACCUGCAGAUGAAAGAUGUUGAGCAGCUCAAUGAGGUUGUUAGAACACUUCAGCAGGAACUGGCACAAAGUGGUUCCAAUGUCCACACUACAGAAGCAAUUGUAUGCCGUGAUAAAGAAUUGGAAAAUGAAGAACUCGUGCAAGCAAAGGCAGAACUUGAGAAAACAAAAACGGAUCUGGCUGUCUUGAAGGAAGAACUUUCAAAAGUUAAUUUGGCUGAGAAACAUAACAACACAAGUCAUGGAAAUCCAUCUAGAGAAGGCGAAGCAGUACUUGAAGUGACUGAGCUAGAGCAAGCUCUUAGAGUAAAAACAGCCGAACUCAUCGCAAGCCAAGCAGUGCUUGCAUCUCUGGAUGAGACCACGCAGGCCACCAUACACAAUAUGGAGUCAGAGUUACAGGAGCUUAAGAAAUCUGUACAACUGAAGGAUUCAGAAUUACUGCAGUAUUUGAAUCAGCAAAACAUACUCAACCAGCAAACUAAAGAGAUUGAGCAUUUAAAUGGUGUCAUAGACUCUCUGCAAAAACAACUAGAAGAAGCACAGCAGAGGUCCUCUAUAAGGAAACCUGAAAGUGAUGUCCAUGAAGGCAAAUCCAAAAAGCUGGAGAAAGAAUUGACAGAACAAAUGAAUGGUGGAGAGACGGCCUUUAUUAAGACUUUAGAUGUCAAAGCUGAGAACGAGUAUGAGGAACCAUUCAGACAAAUGUAUAGUACUCAGGAAGGGAUACCCCCUCUAGACAGUGGUAAAAGAAUGUCUGAUGGAGAUGUAACGGCUGUUAUGGAGAACAAAGACCAGUGCGACUGGAUGAUUGAGGCUUUGAGAGACCAGAACACACAGCUCUUAGAAAACCAGUCUUUAUUUACAUCAUUUCAGGAGACCAUGCAAAGUACAGUAGACGGCUUGGAGACUCAACUGGAGGAACUUCAAAAGCUUGUAAAAGAGAAAGACAUGGAGAUACUGUUAUAUUUAGAAGAAAUUGAGAUACUCAAGGAGCAAGUUAGGGUCAAAACUAUUGAGCAUGAUGAGGUAUUAUUGGACAUGGAGGACUCACUCAGGGAAAAGGUGGCUGCAGCUCUUGUAAGCGAAGCCCAACUCAAAGCCAUUCAAUUCCACACCAAAUGUAUGCACACAGAUGACAGAUCUACUGCUCUGGUGGAAGAGGCCAAAAUAUUGCACACCUAUGGUUCUCACUUCUCUCAGCAGGGGGUGUCUGAAUCAAAGUCAUCCGUCCUACACCUACGACUGCUAGAACUAGAGAAGCAGCUUUUUGAUCUCCACGAACAGCUACAAGUAGAAAGACAUCAGGUUAUCCUAACUAACCAACUAGCUGCCGAAAAGGAAAAACAACUGGUUGAGCUGCAGCAACUCUUGAAGAGUACAAAGGAAAAACAGAGCAUCACUUGGCCAGCAACUGAAACACAAGCCAGAGAUGUUGCUCUCUUACAGGGAAGCACAGAGCAGUCAAAAGAAAAUACAAUGACCAACCUGGAACAUCAGCUUCAGAGGCUUUCUAAAGAGGCAAUGGCUACCAAAGAAGAACUGUGCCAUUACAGAGAGAUGCUGGAGAAAUUGAAAGAGGAACUGAUGAUAAAAGAAUCCAGUUUAGUCCAUCUGGAAGAAGACCUGAGAGAAGUUAAAAAAUGUCUCUCCAAUGCUGAGGAGAAGUUGGCAUAUUACAUGAAGAGAGAAAUUCAGGAAGAGGAGCUCCACAGCAUGUCAGAUAUGGAAUUGCCACAUGUGCGGAGCCCAGACUGGACGACACUGGAUAGGGCCACCUCCUCUUCACAAACUGACAAAAUCUCAAGUGUUAACAACAGCAACCAGACCUCGCAUGUUCCUAGGAAGCAUGUUGGGGUGCAGAAUGAGUUGGAGCCUGGGCACCUCAGCAGCUCUUCUGAUGAGGUGGCAGAAUUGAUGGAACAGUACACGGACAAGAUCGGCCAAAUGCAGGAGCUCCACGCUGCCGAGAUCCUGGACAUGGAGGCCAGACACAUUUCAGAAGCGGAUUCUUUGAGGAGAGAACAGUACACCGUUGUUCAGGCCCUCACAGAUGAGUGCGACACUCUGAAAGCCGUUAUUGAAGCCCUGAAAACAUCUGGAGGAGCAGGGGUGCCUGAAUCUGCCCUGUCUACAUCAUAUCACUUCACAGAUGCUGCCUCCAGCGAUGUUGCCACAGAAUGUGAUUGGAGCCAAGGGACGUACAAUGUACAGAGCUUUGACCAGUUAGCAGAAGGACUGAGGGGUGAUGGGGAUGAAAUCCAUACAGAGUUAAUUCCCAGCAAAAUCAAGGACUUGUUACGAGCCGUCCAUCAGGAGGGCAUGCAGGUGCUGACACUGACAGAAGCCACCAGCCCUGAGAAGGAACAACCUUUCACUGUGAAGACUCAUUCCUGGCACGAGGAGAAGAAAGCUAUGCUUGAAACCAUUUCGUCUCUGAAAGAUCUAAUUGCUAAGAUGCAGAUUCACAAGCACUCGGAGGGUCAUACAAGGCCAGGCUUCCAUGACCUCAGUCCAGACUGGAGAGGAGAGCUGCUGUGUGCGAUACAGGAAGUCUUCCAGAGGGAGCAAGAUGUCCUCAUGUCUGCUUUCCACACACAGCUGGCUUCAUUGGGCAAAUGUGAUGCAAAUGCACUACUUAACCAAAUGCAGCACAGGCUUCAGGAGCAGGGGAUGGAGCAAAUCAAUGCCAUGGACUGUAUACAAAGCGCAGACCGGCGGAGUUUGUUACUGGAGAUUCAGGAUCUUCGGGCCCAGCUGACCAGUCUGCACAACUAUCCUGGCUUCCAGUCACUGUUUCCUCUAAACACGGAAGCAGCUGGAGCACAUUACAUUCAGCAGGAGCAAGCCUCGCACUCCCAGGAACUCCACAUGCAGAUUAUGAGCAUGAAAGCAAAGGCCGGAGAGCUCCAGGAGCAGCUGGGGUCCGAGAGAGUCUUAGCAGCCGAAAUAAAGAAUGAACUUGCACUAACCAAGAUGGAACUUGAAUCAAAUCUUAAGCUGCAGCACAAGCAUUUUAAGGAGCUGGAGUCUCUCAGGAUGGAACUAAAGAAAAAGAGAGAGGAACUGGAUCGCCUAAACGAAGCACUGGAAAAUGAGCAGAAAAAGUGCAGAGAGCUACAUUAUGCGUUGGAGAAAGAGCAGACUAAAGGGAAACUGAAGGAGCUCCAGGAAACAGAGCAUCUGGAGGACCUUCAAAUACUUCUAGAGGAGCAGAAAUUGAAGAGUCUGGAGAUCAGCAAACAACUAGAAGAAGAAAGGAAGUUGGUGAAAGACCUCCAGGAACAGAUGGAGUCCGCAGAACGGGCGCACGAUGCAGCGAUGUCGCAGGAAAGGAGCCGAGUGUUAGAACUGCAGGUUUUCCUGGAUGCGGAGAAGGCGCGUUCAGCCGAGCUGAGUAGCGCUCUGGAAUGCAGACAAGACCUACAGACUCAUGUACAAAAUACAGAGACAGAUGGACAGUCAGGAGGACAAAAACCAGCCGAAGAAUUGCUGAAGGAACUGCAGAGUCAGCUGGAUAGUAAACAUAGUCGUAUAGUUGAACUGGUGAGUGAGGUUGAGGGUUAUAAGCUGGAAUGCAUUCAACUGAGGCAGAACCUGGAAGAAGAGAGGCAGAGUCUAAAGAAGGAGCUGGAAGCUGAGCAGGAGGUCUCUAGAGUGGCUGUAAUGCAGGUGGAGGAACUGACAGAUGUAUUGGAAGAUCUCCAGCGACAGUUGCAGGAGAGGGCGACUGAGCUCAGAAAACACCAGGCCGAGGAGAGACAACUGAGGGAAACCAUCCAGAGGUUACAGAACAAUGCACAAGCUAACAAGGAGAGCACAUCUGAAACAAGGGAACCCAAUCAAAGUUCUACUGCAGUGAGAAGUUCCCCAGACCUGGGGAGGAAUACGGUACAGUCUCAAGCAGAAAGUCUCCCGAAUCUCCUGUGUCCUGAUCCUUUGAGUGUGGUCAAUGGCGAUCCUGGAAUAGAAGGGACUUCUUCCAGCAUACACUACAUUAAGCAAAAGUUACAGCAGGUGGCAGCUAAACUGAGGCAGCUGGCAGCCAAAUCCAGCCAGAGGGUGCUGUUUGAGAGAGCCGACGAUGAGGAUCUGGCCUGGUCACAAAACAGCAUUCGGGAAAUUCUGUCUCAGCUGGAUCAUGUGGCUAUUUUGUCACUACAAGGACAGAAUUUGGUGUUACCAUCAGGAAUAUCAGCCAACACUCUGACAGAGAAGCUUCUUACCCAAAAUGCCGAGCUGACAGGGUAUGUCAGUAGGUUAACAGAGGAGAAGAAGGACCUGCAGAAUUCCCUGUUAAGACUGGAAAGUGAAAUAUCUCGCUAUAGAGCAAGUGGGCCGUCCAGAGACCAUUCUACUGUGGAUAACUCUCUGAACACGGAUGUGCUUUUAACAACGGAAAGAGAAGCAUGGGGCAGAGAGAAACUCAACUUGCACAAGUCUCUGAAGCAGGCAGAGGCUGAGCUGUCCAAAGUGAGAGCAGAACUGAGGAAUGAAAUCAUGCAGAGGGAUUUCGGUCGGGAGUCUGACAACACAUCCCUGAAAAGAGUUUAUGGGAAAUACCUGCGGUCGGAGAGCUUCCGGAAAGCUCUGAUCUACCAGAAGAAGUACCUGCUGCUCCUACUUGGAGGGUUCCAGGAGUGCGAGGAGGCCACGCUAGCCCUGAUAGCCAGGAUGGGUGGGCAACCAACCUACACCGAUCUCGAAGUGAUCACCAAUCAUUCUAGAGCCUUCACUCGUUUCCGCUCCGCUGUCAGGGUAACCAUCGCCAUUUCCAGGAUGAAAUUUCUGGUACGGCGGUGGAAUCGAGCGACAAUUUCCAUGACGAGUGGCACAAACCGGAACAGCUGUGGGCAAGGUGCGGGUAACGAGGUGAGGACAGACUCAACCUAUCACCCCGCCAGGAGCCUGGAGAGGAUUUCAUCCUGCCGCUCCCAAUCCGGCUUUAAUUCUCCGCAGUCCACUGUGAAUUCACAGAACAGGUACAUCUCUGCUUCUGAUGCGAGUCCCUGCCUUCAUCUCCAGCACUACGAUCCUGACAGAGCACUGACGGAUUACAUCGCUCGGCUUGAGGCCUUGCAGAAAAGAUUGGGCAGUGUGCCUUCAGGGUCUAGUGCAAACACAACACACUACAGCAUAAGAAGAUAAUACUCUCGCAAUAACUGGAUUGCCUUCUGUAAUAUUGUGCUGCUUCCGUUACCCCGUAUUGUGUUUUUUUGUGUGGGACCAACAUCCGCCCCGACAACAAUCUGACGUGAAGACGCAACAUCAAGCGGCCGAGAUUUUCUGUAUAUCUGCUUUUUUUUUUUUUUAUUAUAAAUCAGCCGUCAAUGACAUGUACAUUAUGUGGAUUUCUAAUUUAAUUGAUUAACUUAUACGUAUUUAUCAAGAGGGUGAGAGGAACUGUAUGUAUCAUGGACGGGGAGGUCCCGCCAGGGGGGCCGAAGCGACUGUCUCGUCCUCCAGCUUGCUGCGGCGUUGCAGACUGGACAUAUCAUAUGUAGAGACCUAUUUUUGUAAUGGUAGAAGUUUUGAAUUUUAUGGGUAUUUUGUCAAAGUACUGAAAUAAAUUUCAUCAUUUUAACAAUUUCA
Molecule: messenger RNA, 9166 nt
Organism: Nanorana parkeri
Lineage: Eukaryota; Metazoa; Chordata; Amphibia; Anura; Dicroglossidae
Product: A-kinase anchor protein 9-like
Exons: 31
Coding region: 41-8722 (2893 amino acids)
Biological process (GO): positive regulation of peptidyl-serine phosphorylation; maintenance of centrosome location; signal transduction
Cellular component (GO): synaptic membrane; Golgi stack; cis-Golgi network
Molecular function (GO): molecular adaptor activity; protein kinase A regulatory subunit binding; potassium channel regulator activity
Source: RefSeq, a predicted model, not a curated record